Molecule: messenger RNA, 2231 nt
Organism: Bombina bombina (fire-bellied toad)
Lineage: Eukaryota; Metazoa; Chordata; Amphibia; Anura; Bombinatoridae
Gene: MRPL45
Product: mitochondrial ribosomal protein L45
Exons: 8
Coding region: 23-994 (323 amino acids)
Cellular component (GO): mitochondrion
Source: RefSeq, a predicted model, not a curated record
CCUAUUGCAGAUAUUCUAUCACAUGACAAUUUCCAAACGUCCCAACGUGCAAUUCGUUUGCAAAAUGGCCGCCUCCAUAAGGGUGUCCAGGUUACUGGCUGAUCAGGGACUUCUGGCCCUCCUCAACCCAGCACGGCUAGCAUCACCUGGUCUGGUGCUUCCUGUAAGGACGAAGAAAAGAUACUUCAUUCCACCAGCUGUAGGUGUAAAACACAAAACUAUGAACGAGAUGAUGAACAAAGCUCGGGCAGCCGGGAUUGUUGCACCCCAUGAAAUUCCAGAACGGCCUAUAACUGUUUCAUGCACAGCUGGUAUCUUUGACCCAUAUGUGCCCCCUGAGGGAGAUGCCCGUCUGUCUUCUCUAUCAAAAGAAGGUCUGAAACAGAGAACAGAGCAGCUCAAACAGACAGCAGCCUCUCAGCUGGCAAUCCGGAAAAUUAAGGAGUAUGACAGUGGCUUCAGUACAAAGACCUUUCCAGAGAAAGCACAAGAAAUCUUCGUUGCAGCACAUGAGUGUCUGACACAGUUUGACCGUCACAAGCUGCAUGCGCUGGUAACUGAGAGAUGCUAUCCUGAGAUGGUGCGGGGUAAUAGAUAUAAAACAAUCCGUUGGAGAUUUGUGGAGUCCUUGGAGCCUCCACGUGUGGUUCAGAUCCGGUGUCCUGAGAUGGUUACCAAGGGGAACCUGUAUGGACAAGUCACUGUACGCAUGCAUACCAAACAGUCUCUGGUGAUCUAUGAUCGAUUUGGGCGUGUGAUGUGUGGGAAGGAUGAGCCUCGGGAUGUGUUGGAGUAUGUCGUGUUUGAGCGCCACAUGGUGAAUCCAUAUGGAGCGUGGAGGAUGCAUGGAAAGAUUGUUCCUGCUUGGGCUCCACCCAAAGAGCCCAUUUUAAAGACGGUGCUAAUACCAGGUCCUACCCUAACCCCACAGCAAGAACUGUAUGAGUUGAGUCAGAAGGGACCAGUGCCUCCAGCUCAGCAGUGGUACAAAUAAUGGAAUAUUCAUUGUCUGCCACUAUGGACUGCAACUUUAGUUCUCCCAACAGCCAGCACCACAAAAUCUAUACUUUGUCUCUUCAAGUUCCUACUGCCGAGCAAACCUCUACCAACCUGGCUUCAGUUAUAUGAGUUGACCUUGAGACCAUUACAGGCAUCUUUGUUAACAGAUCUGCCUGUGCUGAGGAAACAAACUUUUCUACCAAUACAGCAGUGACAGUUGUCCUAGUAAACCUCUAAAUGACAGUAUCAGUUUUGCAUACAUGCUUUUCAUGUAUAUUAAUUUCUAUAUAAAGUUACAGCUUUCACUUUUUCAUAUCAGCAAAAAAAGUGUGUGUUUGUGCUACUCUUUCUUUUGUACAAAAAAAAAUUGUUAUGUUCAGUUUGCUAAAUAAUUAUUUCAGAAAGUUUGGAUAAAAAAAUGUAUAGUAGUUUUGAACUUCUCCGUAGAGAUGAAUAUUCUGUAGACAGAUUUUAGGGACAUCUCUAAAGAAUUAAGGGACGAAUUCACAAUAAUUAAGUAACUAAACCCUAUACACUCAGCCAAAAAUAACCCCCUGCCUUUCAUGCAGAAUUUAAAGGGACAUGAAACACUUAUCAUUUAUUUAUUUAUUUUUAUAAAGAGCAUGCAAUUUUAAACAACUUUCUAAUUUACUUCUAUUAUCUAAUUUGCUUCAUUCUCUUGAUAUCAUUUGAUGAAAAGCAUAUCUAGAUAGGCUUGGUGGCUGCACAUAGAUGCCUCGUGUGAUUGGCUCAACUAUGUGCAUUGCUAUUUUUUCAGCAAAGGAUAUCUAAAGAAUGAAGCAAAUUAGAUAAUAGAAGCAAAUUGGAAUGUUGUUUAUAAUUGUAUUCUCUAUCUGAAUCAUGAACCUUACACGGUGUCCUGCAGCAGGGCAUGUUUGGUACCUUACUGCAUUUUAGGAUACUAUGGCUUUCUGCAUAGAAAUAUCAGCAAGUAUAGUACCUAUACUUUACAAUAUACUAAGGAGACUACACAUGGGAAAGUGGAACAAUAUUAAGCAGCCUUGCAGUGGAUCACAGACCGUCUGAGCAGCUGACAAGUUUACAGAUUGUGUAUACAAGCGGCACUUACCUCAUAUGAUUGAGGUAAUUUUGAGUAAGUAGGUAUUCUACUUAUUUUAAGCAUGUUGACUGGGAAUUUGGAAUUCAUCUUUUUUGCACGUGGGAUACCUUGGGAUCAACGUUCUUUUAUUCUCAAUAAAAGUAGGACUGUU